Chiloscyllium plagiosum (whitespotted bambooshark) is the source of this 2905-nucleotide messenger RNA. RefSeq names its product transmembrane protein 35A (gene tmem35a). Gene Ontology annotation, cellular component: endoplasmic reticulum. NCBI's taxonomy places the organism in Eukaryota, Metazoa, Chordata, Chondrichthyes, Orectolobiformes, Hemiscylliidae. Gene Ontology annotation, molecular function: acetylcholine receptor regulator activity. The record is from RefSeq and is a predicted model, not a curated record. Gene Ontology annotation, biological process: positive regulation of protein localization to cell surface; chaperone-mediated protein complex assembly.
CAACAUGGUAGACCUAGGCACUUUUGUGAGUCUGUAAUGUACAGUGAGGGAUAGGCUACAUCUAAAAUAUCCUGCGUGAUAAUGGCUACUCCGAUCACUUUAAAUCACACGAACUCGUGAUAUAUCAUCACAGCGAUCAGACAUUUAUCGACGGAGAGGGGAUCGGGGGCAUGGGAAUUUCUGCCGGGAGUGGCAGAAGGAGUUCUGUGUAUGAUCGGCUUCGACUGAUGAUGGUGUCGUCCAGGACAGUGACAAUCGUGACUCUCUCUGUUGCCUUGGGUUUAUUCUUUGUCUUCAUGGGAACCAUUAAAUUGACGCCAAGACUGAGCAGAGAUGCUUACAGCGAGAUGAAAAGAGCUUAUAAGGAAUAUGCCAAGGCCCUGCCAGUGUUAAAGAAGAUGGGUAUCACAUCAGUCCUGCUGCGAAAGUUAAUUGGCACACUGGAAUUGUCAUGUGGCAUUGUGAUGACACUGGUACCUGGGAGGCCCAAGGAUGUGGCUAACUUUGUACUGCUUCUGGUCAUGCUGGCUGUGCUUUUCUUCCAUCAGCUGGUAGGUGAUCCACUCAAGCGCUACGCCCAUGCACUUGUCUUUGGGAUCCUGCUGACCUGCCGGCUACUGAUCAUUAGGCAGGGGGAUGACAAGGACAUGGUUCCAGGAGGCCUGAUGAAGGAGGUGCAAGCUAGUGGAGAUACCAAGGCUGAGACUGAACAAGACAAAGGGAAGCUUAAAACCUCCUAACUCGGCUCAUAGCAGUGGAGUUUGGGCACCAGGCAAAUUCCCCCCGGAAUCUUACAGGAUAUUUAUAUCACACUGCAUUCAGUUAGAAGUGAAUGAUUAAUAUUCCUUGAAGACCUGGUGACAGGAAAUCUCAGAGAACUUACAGGACCUCUCCACUGAGACAAAAAUUCAGUUCGAUCCCAAUCAAUAUUCUUCAGUAUAAAAUCCUCAUGUCCCCAGUCUGUACUUACCUGUGUUCUAUAUUAAUGUUAAACACAUCAGCCAAGGGGGAUCAUUCACAGUUGAAAAUGAGACCUCAAAUUCACUUCGUGGAGAGAGGGAGGAAGUGACAACCUCCAAAUAAAGAGAGAGUUUCACCAACAGUGAAGUUUCAACUUUGAACUAGGCUCCCAGAAGUGAUAAGUUCUCUGGAAGAUUCAAUCCUACACAUGCCAGUGAAAUGAAACCAAACUUUCCCCAAGGUCAGACUUCUGCUUCUUGUAGACAAAAGUUUUUCGUGACUGGAGUCAUUGCAAGAAUUGGAAAUGAUUUACUUUUCAAAAUGCAACAUAUAAACUGGACAGUACACAGCAGCAGUAGCCAUGGGCAUCCAGAGAUUACGUCAUGGAAGCUGGAUGGAUUUCAGCUACAAUUUCCACUCCCUCUCCCCAUUACUUAUGUCUCUCUCUCUCUCUCCCUCUCUCUCUCCAUCACCUACCUCUUUAUCACCUCCCUCUUCCUCCCCAUUAUCUCAUCUUUCUCCCUAUAGCCUCUCUAUUGCUGUUUCUUCCCUCUCUUUUCUCUUUUUUCCUCACUCUGUUACUUCCCUCCCCCCCCUCCUCCAUUAACACACUCAAUCAUGUUGCCGAUAACAUUUUUUUUUCACUUCAGUUAUUUGUUAUGAUGGGUGAUUAAUGAAAAAAGUUGUAUUGUAGGGAAGGGCAGUGAGCAGACUGAAACCUUUUAUCACUAGGAGGAAUUGUUGACUUUCAGACGAGGGGAUUGUAGCUGCUUUAAAUAACGUGGACGAUGGGAACAAUUGGAUGUCAGAAUUGAAUUAUCUGUAGCCUCAAAAUAAAGAGAACAGACCCGAUUAACCAAAUGACUGUUUAUCCAAAUUUCACAUUACAAGAUGAAAUCAAUGUCAAUGCUGUUGGCUUUAGUGAAUCCGUGCAUGUUAUCUUAUUUUAUUUAAUAUGUUUUGUUAAUUACUCUCAAUUAGAAACAUAAUUUCUGGAAAAUCAAACAAAAAUGUUGAAAAAUAAACAGCCACACUGACAGAAUCUCUUCUGUAUUACUUCAUGUCACUACUGCAUUUUUCAAAACUCAACAGAAAGAUUCUCCUCUCUUGAAGGUGCUGUCACUGGAACAUAGGUUUGCUACUCUCUGCGCGCGCUGACUUUCACUGGUUGGGUGCUGGUCCACUCAUCUCCUGAAGGUGCAGAUUCCAACAGGAUGCCGGUCCCCUCCUCUCCUGAGGUUGCUGACUCCAACUGAGACAGAGAUGUCCUACCUGACUGCAGGUGCUGACUUGCAAUAGGAUGUGAUUGAUUGAUGCUGGAAAUGUUCUGUCUCUCGCCUCUAACCAUUAUCAUGUCACUGUUUAUCAUAGAUGUUGGUAGUAAAAGGAUAAGUAUAUGUAGGGUUAGGAUUUGUUUUACAUUUUAUAUGGUUAAAGCUUUUACUUUAAUUUUACCAUUAGACAACUGUUGAUUUUUACUGCAGCUGCAGCUAAUGAAAUAGGAAAAGUUCAUUACCAGGAUGCUUUGGAAUUUAAUGUGUCCAAGUACAAUACAAACGCCUGUGCUGUUAGAUUUUGCUAAAAUCCAUGUCUUUAUUAAUUUUUUGUGAAGUUAGAUAGCUGAGGCAGUCCUGAGACACAAAGUGGGACAAUGGAACCCAAGAUAUCAAUUUAAAUCCCCAGUGAUAGCCAAGUUGUCAUCUUUUGUUUUCAAGAAACUAUACCUUCUUAUUUACAAUAACACUUGUCUUGCCAAAGUGAAUCAACAAGUAUAGUAAGAAAUCAACGAUAAAGUUCUUAAGAUCUUUUUGCAUAGUCAGGUUCAGCAAAGUUGCAUCCCUAACUGGGGCAAUUCAGUAAUAUUGUUAAUUCCUCUGUGUAUCUCCUGGUCAAAUGCAUUGUGCAUGUUUGGUCUUUGUUAAAUACAAUAAACAGAGUAUGUUGC